Messenger RNA from Epinephelus lanceolatus (giant grouper), 7082 nucleotides. NCBI's taxonomy places the organism in Eukaryota, Metazoa, Chordata, Actinopteri, Perciformes, Serranidae. The record is from RefSeq and is a predicted model, not a curated record.
GACAGCGAGAAACAUAGCUGGCAAGUGAAGGCAGGCAGGCUGGAUUACAGUCCACCGUUUUUAGCCAUUUCUUCCGGUCGUCCCCCUUUGCUUGCUGACCGUUGGUACGGUCUCCUGCUAUCCGCACGUUCACUCACCGUUUGUGCACGGUGCCGGUAGCGAGAGGGGGGUUUGGUCGACCGGGGACUAGCCCCGUGAGAAGCUCUCUGCUUUCGGGAGGAAGGGAAAGGAGCCAGCCUUGGAAAACGCUUUCUGUCGCUGCUAAUCACCACCGAGUUAUCUCUACCUUUAAAUGGCGAGGAUACACCGUCUGUGUGGUGUUUAGAGGAUACUGGGAAGAUACAGUGUAGCUGCGUCGCUUGUAACUAACGUUAACUAAAUGGUCACUAACAUGGAUGCUGAUGUGCCUCCUCCCCUAGGCCGGCCGGGAAAAGGGGUGUUUUUUGACGGUUUUCUGGCAGGCACACGACUCGUUUCUUUCUGGGAUUAAUAAUUUGGGUUUUUUAUUUUUUUAUUCUCCCCCUCUUGGAGCCGGUUUUUGUGUGGGAGCCUCGCAGGGAGCGUUUGUUUGCAAGAUGACAGAGGGGAGGCGAUGUCAGGUCCAUCUCCUGGACGACAGGAAGCUGGAGCUCCUUGUACAGCCCAAGCUGAUGGCUAAGGACUUGCUGGACCUCGUGGCCUCUCACUUCAACCUCAAGGAGAAGGAGUACUUUGGAAUUGCAUAUACAGACGAAACGGGCCAUUUUAGCUGGCUGCAGUUGGAUCGCAGGGUAUUAGAACACGAGUUCCCCAAGAAGUCUGGUCCCAUUGUCCUCUACUUUUGUGUCAGGUUCUACAUAGAGAGUAUAUCCUACCUGAAGGAUAAUGCCACUAUUGAGCUGUUUUUCCUUAAUGCCAAGUCCAUCAUCUACAAGGAGCUUAUUGAAGUGGACAGCGAUGUUGUCUUCGAAUUGGCUUCCUAUAUUCUACAAGAGGCUAAAGGUGAUUUCACCAGUAAUGAUGCAACCAGGUCUGACUUAAAAAAGCUGCCUGCUCUGCCCACCCAGGCCCUAAAGGAGCACCCAUCUUUGGCCUACUGUGAAGACCGGGUCGUAGAGCAUUACAAGAAGCUCAACGGGCAGUCCAGAGGGCAAGCUAUUGUAAAUUAUAUGAGCAUUGUAGAGUCUCUGCCCACAUAUGGAGUACAUUACUAUGCUGUAAAGGACAAGCAGGGGAUCCCAUGGUGGUUGGGUCUGAGCUAUAAAGGCAUCUUUCAGUACGAUCACCAGGACAAAGUCAAACCCAGGAAGGUGUUCCAAUGGCGUCAGUUGGAGAACCUCUACUUCAGAGAGAAGAAGUUUUCAGUGGAAGUUCAUGACCCGAGGAGUAGGGCGUCGGUGACGAGAAGGACGUUUGGUCACAGUGGCAUCGCUGUGCAUACGUGGUACGCCUGUCCUGCCCUCAUCAAGUCCAUCUGGGCCAUGGCCAUCAGCCAACACCAGUUCUACCUGGACCGCAAGCAGAGCAAGUCUAAGAUCCAUGCAGCGAGGAGUUUGAGUGAGAUCGCUAUAGACCUGACGGAAACAGGAACUCUGAAGACCUCCAAACUGGCCAACAUGGGAAGCAAGGGCAAAAUUAUAAGUGGCAGCAGCGGCAGUCUGCUAUCAUCAGGCUCUCAGGAAUCGGACAGCUCCCAGACAGCUAAGAAGGACAUGCUGGCAGCACUGAGGGCCAGGCAAGACGCUUUGGAGGAAACGCUAAGACAGAGGCUAGAGGAACUCAAGAGCAUCUGCAUCAGAGAGGCGGAGCUGACAGGAAAGCUUCCGAAGGAAUAUCCUCUGGAUCCGGGAGAGGAGCCGCCAACAGUACGACGGAAGAUUGGUACUGCCUUCAAACUGGACGAGCAGAAAAUCCUUCCCAAGGGAGAGGAAGAGGAACUGGAGCGUUUGGAGCGGGAGUUUGCCAUUCAGUCCCAGAUUACAGAGGCAGCCAGGCGUCUUGCCAGCGAUCCUCACGUGAGCAGCAAGAAGCUGAAGAAACAGAGGAAGACUUCCUAUCUGAACGCACUGAAGAAGCUACAGGAAAUUGAGAACUCUAUCAAUGAGUACCGGGUCCGCUCUGGCAAGAAGCCUACGCAGAGGGCGUCGCUUAUCAUAGAGGAGGCCAAUAUUGGUUCUGAAGACAGUUCAUUAUCUGACGCACUGGUCUUAGAUGAUGAUGAUCCUCAAGUCACAGGUACACCCACCUUCUCCCCAGUAGCAUCGCCUCACAAGGGCCUCCCUCCUCGGCCGCCAUCUCACAGUCGGCCCCCUCCACCGCAGUCCCUGGAUGGCCUGCGACACCUGCACUACUCGCGCUCUGACUACGAUAAAUCACCCAUCAAACCCAAGAUGUGGAGUGAAUCGUCACUGGAUGAGCCCUAUGAAAAAGUCAAGAAACGCUCCUCUCAUUCCAGUCACAGGCGUUUCCCAAGCUCUGGCAGUGCAGAAGCAGGGGGUAGUAACUCACUGCAAAGCAGCCCCAUCAGGAGCCUCCCCCACUGGAAUUCUCAGUCCAGCAUGCCGUCGACCCCGGACCUGAAGACCAGGACCCCACACUACAUACAUUCCACUAGGUCAGUGGACAUCAGUCCGACACGUCUGCACAGUCUCGCUCAGCACUUUAGGAACCGCAGCUCAAGCCUUGAGUCCCAGGGCAAACUGUUGGCACCCGACCCCGAUGCACACCCGCACACUCUGGGCACACUUGGCAGCCCUGACUUCUUCCUGGCCCCAGGACGCAGUUCCAAUGGCUCCGAUCCACUGGACGACUGUUCAUCCUGCACCAGCCAAAGCAGCUCGGAGCAUUACUACCCCUCUGGUGGACCUCCUGGCAGCAAUCCCAACUACUCCACUCUGGGAGAGGACUCACCCUCCAAAGCCAGGCAGAGGCAGAGGCAAAGGCAUAGGUCUGCAGGUCACCUGGGUUCCUCUAACUCGGGCUCCAUGCCAAACCUGGCAGCUAAGAACGGCUCCGGUGGAGGCUCAGGUGGAGGUGGGAUGGGAGGGGGACACCACGGAGUCUACCUCCACAGCCAGAGCCAGCCCUCCUCUCAGUACCGCAUCAAGGAGUACCCGCUAUAUGUGGAGGGCAGCCCCAACCCCGUGGUGGUGCGCAGCCUGGAGAGCGACCAAGAGGGCCACUACAGCGUCAAAGCCCAGUUCAAGACCUCCAGCUCCUACACGGCCGGGGGACUGUAUAAGGAGGCCUGGGGGGGAGAGGAGGGAGGAGAAGGGAGCGGCCGACUCACACCGUCGCGCUCUCAGAUCGUACGGACUCCGUCAUUGGGGCGAGAGGGUGGUGGAAGUGGAGGGGGGAGGGCGGCGGUGUCUGAAGAGCUGCGGUGCUGGUACCAGAGGUCCUCAGGGAGCCUGAAGGAGAGGAGUCACUCACAUUCGGGGUCUACUUCCUCCGAGACAGGGUCACAGCAAGGCACUCUGGGACAUGGUCGAGGGAGUAGAGUAGGGACACUCGCCAAGGGCUCACCAGCUGCGUCCCCUCACAGCCAGAGGAGUAUGACGCCCUCCAGUGAACACACAGCCACACCCACACCGCCCUGUAGCCCACAGCACAUCCUCAACUGGCAGAGCGGGUCUUUCAGUGACAGCUGUUUCCUCAGCAGCCCCCUGUGUUCAGAGCUGGCAGAUGUGCAGUGGUACGGACACGAUAAGGCCAAACCUGGAACCCUGGUCUGAGACCUUCCUUAAAGGCCCAGAAAAGUUCCAUUGCCCUCUCCUACUGCCUCUCCACUGUACCCCACUACUACCCAUCGACAACCAACAACCUCAUCCUUAAGGCCCUACGAAAACCCUGCCCUGAUCGGACUGGCGGACUGGACAUGAGCCUCCCUCCUCCCUAGAUUCUGCCCUCCAUCCAUCUCACCACCUCUCUUAUUAUGCCCCUCUAUCACAGCUCAGCUGGACAGGGACACACUCGCUGGGCUCUGAUAAGGGCAGAUUUCACAGGACAGACUGAGAAGCACCACCUCAGCGGUUGAACUGUUGCCCUGCAGCACCACAGAGCCCGUUCUUUACUCACCCUCAGCACACAAGCAGUGGGGCAAGGAGGAAAAAAAGGAGCGAUAGGAAGAGAGCACAGAAAAAUAUCAAACAUACAACUCAAACUCAACAGAAGCAACAUCGGCCAUGACAGGAUCGGUUUCAUAUCUCAUCUUUGGUCCCCUGACCUAACUGACUUCAGUGCACUGCCACCCAAUCAGAGGAUACCUGCUGGAUUUGAGCCACCAGUUUAAAACUCAUUAUCAGGCCCAAAUGAACUGUGUUGGAUUCCAUUACUCCCAUUAAUGUUGUUUGUCUUUUUUGUUUAUUUGUCCCAGCAUAUUUAUAAGAAGAGAAGAUGACACAGACUUUAAAAAAAAAUCUGGAAUAACAAACAUUUAGAUGAUAAAUUCAACUCCUGCUCAGUUUAACCCACAACCAAAGACAACUUAGUGGAUUGACUGGUCACACCAGGGUCCCUGGGCUGGUGCCCGUGCAGAAAAGUGACUGUCAGAUAACUGUAUGAGAGUGAAUUCACAGUGACAAUAUCAGGAUGGUUCACGGGACUCUACAAUGAGGACUAUAGCAAUAACAGAACAUUGGACAAGCAUACGAACUGGUUUGAAUCUACAGAGUGAAUUGAAGCGGGCAUUUUGCCGUGUUUUCUGCCUUGUGAUGCUUGGAGUAAAAGAUCAUUAGUGCAUCAUAGGGAGAAUUUGGAGUUGUGGUUAUUGGGUUUGGCAUUAAUCUAUGCUUAUUUCAGUGACUUCAUGUUUAUUUAAUGUCUUUGGUCUUUUUAGGAAGUCUCUGUCCACAUGUUUGGCCACAUUGUGAUCAGUGCUUAGCCAGAGUGUGGGGGUGGGGUCGGGUGAGGGUCAUUCGGGGGUGUUAACAUGGCCACAUCAAGUCAAGGCAUUUGACUUUGGCGGUAAUUUUGAUACAGAAACAAGACGAUUGGUUUCCAUCUUUUCACAUUUUUCAUUCUCACCCCUGAAAGUUUUCUGACUGUUGACAUCUGUUGGCGUUACUUGUGUUUGAUAUUGAGACUAAUCAGUGGUAAAUCUCAUCUUUUUUUAUCACAAGUGUCUCUCCUUCAAUGUUGGUCUUUGGCUGUGUACCGGUUCUUGCCAUGCUGAGUAUCUGCAAGUCCCCCUUUUGUAGCACUGUGCUUUCUCAUCUUUCUGUCCAUCUCUUCAGCAUCACAGGAGCUCCCCGACUGAACACACACAGUGUGAACUCUGAGUACAAGUUCAUCAGUGCCAAACAUGUUGGUGCUUUACAUUUGUACUGUAAUUCAGCCACUCCUUUAAGAUAGAAACAGUAACUCCCCACAGAUUAUAGCCAUUCUGUAACUUUUCUCUUUAUUCAAAUGUACUUUGAAAAGCACAACAUUAACAGUGUCUAUGAGGACUGGACCUACAAUUAGUGUGUUCCCAUUUUCAACUCUCAAUAUUUUAAUAAUGAGUUGUAUCAAAGUGCGUAUUGGGAAAGUAGAGAAGUUAGAACCACUGAUAAUGUGUCGCGCGACAGUGCUCUUUUUAUUAAGUACACGGACAUCGAAUUUCAGGUCGACAUUAAUCAAUACCCCGCUGUCAGGGCCAGAAGAGAAGCCAUAGCCAGAAGUGACACAAACAGUUAUUUUCUCAAACAUGCCAAUCAAUCCGAUAUUCAGAACAGGGUUAGAAAAGCACAUCUGGUUUUGUAAGAAGGAAGUAGAACUCUGCAUGUUUUAGCUGUAUCGAAAUCAUCUUCCCCUAACCAGAGUUUAUGUUUAAACUUCAUUGUUGCACAAAUCUGAAUUAAUCAAAUGUUGAUUUUACUAAGAUUAUGACGCCUCGGUGAUAGAGAGACAUUUACAGACUUGGAGCACCAUUACGUCUGGAUAAUUGGUGUAACGUGGAGGAGGAAUGGUGCGCAUCUCACCCUGUCCCUCAUAGUGUUGUGUCUCCUUUAUGCACUGACACCAGUUGUUGUAAUUUGCCACUUACUACUAUUUAAAUAAGAAGGCUUUAGCCCACUCCCUGCAUGGUUGGUUCUCCAAGAGUUACCCACCUUCAUGCCUGGUCACGUUUGAUCAGUCUUUACCCAGGCUUGGAACCAGCACUCCCUGGUUACCAUCUCAUAGGUCUCUAGUAUAUUCAAGUCACCUAUUAGAGUGCAAGUUUGACCCCGCUUUGCUCACUCGAAGUCUUCGCCCACUGUUUGCGUGCUAAAGACACAAUCCCGUGCAUGCCCUGCAGAUCCACUGACAAAAAAGACCCCCAAAGACAUUCAGCAUCUGACUUCUAUAUGCUAACAUUAGCACGUUUUGCUCCAUAGUGUUUCCUCGCCCCCUUCAGAAAGUCCUAUCUUCUUAACCUUGUGGUAAUCUCUGACCUCUGAGCCCGAUGUGAAGAAGUGUGACGUCCCCCCUCCCUCUGUAGCUCCAAACACACCAUAUUUUCUGUGCUCCAUAGAAACGUAUGAGGUUUUUGUAAUACUCCGAGAGAAACAAACUAACUCUUUUAUCAGUCUUUUUCCUGUAUGUACGGAGGGGCACUGUAAGGUUUUGUGGGGUUUUUAACAUUCACAUUCAUUGUUUUAACAAUGUUCCAUUUUAUAUGAACCAGUAUUGUUUUGGGGUUUUUUUUUUAGUUCUGACAUUGUAACAACCCUUUCAGGUGCUACAAAAUGACCAGUUACUGCUUUGUCACGUAGGAUCUAGACAUCUUCAUUGUUAUCAAUAGAUUCAAUUACCAGAUGUGCAAAAUGAAGCUUAUUUUAACAGACAGUUUAAUAGUAGAACACUUUCCCUACCAGACAAUAGAGCAUGUAACUUGAUUUUAUCAGUUCUGUUCAACUGUAACAAUACAUUAAAGGUGUUGUAGAAAAAAAAUGUGGAAUUGAUAAAAAACAAAAAAGAUAACUGAAUUCCACAGUUAAUUUAUUCUUUUUUCUAUUAAAAAUUUGUAUAGUAACUUUACAUUUUUCAAAACUGUGUUGUUGGAAAUUGAUGAAUUUUCAAGAUGAGAAGCAGUGGUGGCUCUUGAGAGUAAGAAAAUAAAUUAUUGAUGAAUGUUCUCAAGA